CCGCCUCCGCCCCCGCCCCGCCUUUGGCCCCGCGCCCGGAUGCCCAGCAGUCCCGAGCGAUCAGCCGGAGGCCUGAAGCUCUCGGUUCCUUGGAGGACCGACCAGGAGGCCAGGAAAGGAGCGUGUCCAGAAGCCAUGGCCGUGGGCAACAUCAACGAGCUGCCGGAAAACAUCCUGCUGGAGUUGUUCACGCACGUGCCCGCCCGCCAGCUGCUGCUGCGCUGCCGCCUGGUCUGCAGCCUCUGGCGCGACCUCAUUGACCUCGUGACCCUCUGGAAGCGCAAAUGCCUGCGCGAGGGCUUUAUCACUGAGGACUGGGACCAGCCCGUGGCCGACUGGAAGAUCUUCUAUUUCCUUCGCAGCCUCCGCAGGAACCUCCUGCACAACCCAUGUGCCGAAGAGGGAUUCGAGUUCUGGAGCCUGGACGUGAAUGGAGGUGAUGAGUGGAAGGUGGAGGAUCUCUCUAGAGACCAGAGGAAGGAAUUCCCCAAUGACCAGGUCAAGAAAUACUUCGUGACUUCUUAUUACACCUGCCUCAAGUCCCAGGUGGUGGACCUCAAGGCCGAAGGGUAUUGGGAGGAGCUGAUGGACACCACACGGCCGGACAUCGAGGUCAAGGACUGGUUCGCAGCCAGGCCAGACUGCGGGUCCAAGUACCAGCUGUGUGUUCAGCUCCUGUCGUCAGCGCAUGCGCCUCUGGGGACCUUCCAGCCAGACCCAGCAAUGAUCCAGCAGAAGAGCGAUGCCAAGUGGAGGGAGGUCUCCCACACGUUCUCCAACUAUCCGCCCGGCGUCCGCUACAUCUGGUUUCAGCACGGCGGCGUGGACACUCACUACUGGGCCGGCUGGUACGGCCCGAGGGUCACCAACAGCAGCAUCACCAUCGGGCCCCCACUGCCGUGACGCCCCCAAGCCCCCAGCCACCUAACCCCAACUGGUAAACUGCUGGUAGAGAAGGGCUGGGCUUGGGAAGGGGAGGUGGGGGCCAGGCUCCCCUAGACUUCCUAGUUCAUCCUUGCCCCCCCUGUCCCCAGCUGCCUCUCUGUGGCACCUCUUACUUUGGGCCACCUUUGUAUGUUAUCGUGGCUAGCUCUCUGCCUGGGGCUCUCAACCUGAAUGAUAGGGCUCCUGAGGUUAGGGGGGUACAGGGCAUUCCCCCAGGCUCCUCCCCCAGAUGCCUCUGACGGAGGGUCUCCAAGCUCCACUGGCAACCAGUGUCCCUUCCUGGGCCUUUUCUCACUGUCCUCUUUGAGGGCCUUUCAAGCAGGGACAGUCGAGACACCGGGUAAGCCCGCAGCUCCCCUGCAUGGCUGCCCUCCCAGAUGCUAGGAGGUGAGCACGUAGCUCAGAUGGGUCUGGGAGUGGAAGGAGGGCUCUGCCAGCCCAUCCUCUGCCCCAUUCUUUGCCACUCUCAAGCUCCCUGGCUCUGCCCACCUGCUCAGAGAGGUAGUUUUGGCCCAGAAGCUCAGGCCUGAUCCUGAGAUAGGCGGGCCUCGGGUGGGGUGGGGUCCUGGCCGGGUCUGGACUGGCCUUACUGUCCAUGAAGUUCCAGAAGCCACAUGGGUAGAAAAUGAGGGCAGGGGUCUCCAAAUGACGCCCCUGGGAUCCUAUGCACGGUAAUCCAGGGCAGGAAGGGGGCAGGAUUGGACCCUGAGAGCUGGGAUGUGUGAGCCCUGGAUAAGUGGGGGGGAGAGGGCGCAGGUUAAGGACCAUUUGUCCACCUGCAUGCCUAGGCCAGGCCCCCAACCUACCCUCGGAACUGCCGUUCCCAGGACCUCCCCACCCUGUCCGACCAUGUUCCUGCCUCUCCCUCCUGCUGGAAGGACAGAGUGCUCUGAUCCUACCCCUGCUGCAUGUGGCCAAAUAAAAGGUCUUCCCAGCCCAA
This is a messenger RNA of Phacochoerus africanus (Common warthog), 1885 nucleotides long. It is a transcript of the gene FBXO44, whose product is annotated as F-box protein 44. Gene Ontology annotation, molecular function: ubiquitin protein ligase activity; protein binding. Gene Ontology annotation, biological process: glycoprotein catabolic process; SCF-dependent proteasomal ubiquitin-dependent protein catabolic process. The coding region runs from base 40 to 903 and encodes 287 amino acids. Gene Ontology annotation, cellular component: SCF ubiquitin ligase complex; cytoplasm. Lineage: Eukaryota; Metazoa; Chordata; Mammalia; Artiodactyla; Suidae. The transcript has 6 exons. The record is from RefSeq and is a predicted model, not a curated record.